Molecule: messenger RNA, 498 nt
Organism: Odobenus rosmarus divergens (Pacific walrus)
Lineage: Eukaryota; Metazoa; Chordata; Mammalia; Carnivora; Odobenidae
Gene: HES2
Product: hairy and enhancer of split 2 (Drosophila)
Exons: 4
Coding region: 1-498 (165 amino acids)
Biological process (GO): regulation of transcription by RNA polymerase II; regulation of neurogenesis; anterior/posterior pattern specification
Cellular component (GO): nucleus
Molecular function (GO): DNA-binding transcription factor activity, RNA polymerase II-specific; RNA polymerase II cis-regulatory region sequence-specific DNA binding; protein dimerization activity
Source: RefSeq, a predicted model, not a curated record
AUGGGGCUACCUCGGAGAUCCGGGGACCCGGCGGAGCUGCGCAAGAGCCUGAAGCCGCUGCUGGAGAAGCGCCGCCGCGCGCGCAUCAACGCAAGCCUGAGACAGCUCAAGGGGCUCAUCCUGCCGCUACUGGGCAGGGAGAGCUCCCACUACUCGAAGCUGGAGAAGGCGGACAUCCUGGAAAUGACCGUGCGCUUCCUGCAGGAGCUGCCUGCAUCCUCCUGCGCGUCCGCAGCGCCUACGCCCUCGGACAGCUACGGUGAGGGCUACCGCGCCUGCCUGGCACGUCUGGCCCGCGUGCUGCCCGCCUGCCGCCUCCUGGAGCCCGCCGUGAGCGCCCGCCUGCUGGAGCACCUGCGGCGGAGGGCGACCGGCGCCACCCCCGACGGUGGGCGCGCUGGGGACUCCUGUGGCGCAGCCGCGCCUUCCCCGCCGCCCGCACCUGCGCCUGCGCCGCCUGCGCCUCCCCGAGGCCCAGGCCUCUGGAGGCCCUGGUAG